Molecule: messenger RNA, 4347 nt
Organism: Cloeon dipterum
Lineage: Eukaryota; Metazoa; Arthropoda; Insecta; Ephemeroptera; Baetidae
Product: inactive tyrosine-protein kinase 7-like
Exons: 17
Coding region: 150-3422 (1090 amino acids)
Biological process (GO): synapse organization; homophilic cell-cell adhesion; protein phosphorylation
Cellular component (GO): plasma membrane; neuronal cell body; axon
Molecular function (GO): axon guidance receptor activity; protein kinase activity; ATP binding
Source: RefSeq, a predicted model, not a curated record
CGUGGUGGGGGCGGGCGCGGAGCGGCGUUGAGCGCAGCAUCUUGCUCCUGUGCUGAAAGCCGGCACGCUGCCUGUCAUUAUCACGAGUACCAGGCUGGCGGCCGGCGAGGAAAGUCUUUUCGGCACCGGCGCUUCCACAUGCUCUUGGCAUGGCCAAUCUAAUCACCGCACUCUUCGUCCUCGGACUGACUGCCUCAGGACCCGUUCUUGGGCAGGAGGACCAAUUCUACUUCUCGACUAACCCCGAGCCAGUGACCUCGGUGGUUUCAGGGCGGUCGGUGACCCUAAGUUGCAAGGCUAGCGCCGACGCCGGCCUCACAUACUACUGGCAGCAGGGCAGCCACGUUCUCGCCAACACGACGCGCAGAUUCCAAAAGGGCCCCGACCUGCACAUCACCAGGGUGGACAGGGAGAAGGACGCAGGCGACUUCACGUGCAUCGCCACAAAUGUCACCUCCCACUUUUCCCUGAAGAGCCAGGCUGCCAGGUUGAACGUCCUCUGGCUGUUGGAGGAAGUGUCAGUGGAACAGCAGCCACCAGACAUCCCUGGCAGCGAGGAUGUUACCCUCCGGUGCAAAACAGACGGCAGCGGAGAGCUGAAAAUUGAUUGGUACAGAAACUCGGAGAAAAUAGUGCGUAACGAGCGGCACACAAUGAAGGGCAAAAAGCUGCAUAUUCGCGGAGCAACUGCUGCAGACAAUGGAGUGUUCAAGUGCGUCACUCGCAACGAGGCAGGCACUGUUGACAGCACCACCAAUUACGCACUCGCCAUCCCCGGGGACGGAUACCCAAUCCCAAGAGCUUUUCCAGUCAAGCAGAUUGCGAAGAAGGGGGAAAGUGCAAAAUUUGACUGCAACUUUGAGAACGCCGAGGACACGCAGUGGUUCUUUGACUCUUCGCCUCUGGUCAUGUCAGAGAAGCACUCGAUCCAUCAAAACGGUUCAUUGGUGAUUCACAAACUGUCCAGUGAGGACGAAGGCAUUUACCGUUGUGUCGGAGUGGCUGCCAAAAAAGUCGCCUAUUCCGCUGAACUCCAGUUAGCCUACCUGGAGUCCCUGAACGACACUGCCUCGCUGGAGCCCCUGCAACCGAACCUGCCAGCCGUGGUUGCUGAAAAAUCGGAAUUUGAAGUGACUUGUCUGCCGCCAAAAGGUGUCCCGAAGCCCCGCGUUUGGUGGAAAGCGCCCAAUGACCACGUGAUCAGUGACUCUGGGCCUGUCAGGGUUGACGAGACGCGUUUGAUCAUCGAUUCGGCCAGAUUGGAGUAUGCGGGAAAUUACACAUGCGUGGCAGAAAAUUUGGCCGGCAUCAGCUCAUUAUCUCUGCCGAUAUACGUGUCAACUCCCCCAAAAUUGAUCCAACAUCCGAAGAACACCACCGUGGAUGAGGAUAACCAAGCGAGCCUUUCCUGCUUGUUCAACGCGCCGCCGUACCCGAUUACCACGGUGCGCUGGAAGAAAGACAGCGGCAACGGCCACUUCAAAUACAUGCCUGAAGACCUUUUGGGCAGACACAACAACGGAACUCUGAUUUUCACGCAAGUGCAGGUCCCAGACCGGGGCAUCUAUCAGUGCGAAAUCACUGCCAAAGGUUUCAAACCGAUUUACUCCAAGAAGGCUAGCCUAUACGUUAAUGAAAAAUUGAAAUUUCAUCCUCGGCCUGUGAGCAAAAAGUUUGAGCUUGGAUCAAUGGCGAAGUUGCACUGCAAGGCGCAGGGAGCGGACAAACCAGUGAUCAAAUGGAUAAAGAACAACCAACGCACAUUUGACCUCCCAGAACACAUCCAAGAUAUCAACGGCACCCUUCACUUCAACCAAAUUAUGCGCACUGAUAGAGGAAACUACACCUGCGUUGCCACCAACACUCAAGGGCUAAUCAACGCCACCAUUGAAGUCGACGUAUAUGUUUCUCCCAAAUUCAUUGACAUCCCUAGCAAUCCGACCGAAGCAGUCGAAGGCAGCUCUGUAAUGUUGCACUGUGUUGUGGAAGGAGACCCUAUGCCAAAUAUCCAGUGGGACAAGGACAAUAAACUCAACAAUUUUGAUACAGAGAGGAUAACUGUCUUGAAAAAUAAUACUCUCUUCAUAAAAGAAGUGCUGCAAAUUGACGAGGCUCGGUACGCCUGCAUAGCUGGAAACACUGGCGGAUUCAAAAGGGAAGAAGUGCAGCUGAUUGUCAGAAGCCGUGACUAUUUCCUGAAUAUGGGAGAAGCUGAGGAAGGAGCCCUGAUGACUCGCACGGUGACAAUAACUCUCAGUGCAGCCACUGCAUACAUGCUGCUUGUUGUCGGCUUGAUGGUCUGGUGCAGGUACCGAAGGCUAAAACGCAAACAGUCCUACCUGCAAACCGGGGCUACACCUGAAGGCACAUUGUUGACCAAAGCGGAAAAUGGAGAGCCAAAUGGGGAGAAGACUGAGCUACAAAGCAACCUGUCCAAGCCUUUCAGGGAGCCGCGCCUUGCGGAGUGUGCUGAAGGAGGUUCCCAGUCUCACAGUUCCAACAGCAGCGGUGGUCACAAGAAAUCACGAUCCAGUUACGACAAACUCAGCUUUCCAAGACAAGACCUGAACAAGAUCCUAACCUUAGGUCACGGACAGUUUGGCGAGGUGUUUGUCGCCAAAGCAAAAGGAAUGAAGGGCAGUGGCGGCGCAGAUGAUGAAGGGGUGGUUGUGAUGGUCAAGGCUCUGCAGACCCGGGACGAGCACGCCCUGCAGGAGUUCAAAAGAGAGAUGGACAUGUACCACAAGCUGAGACACGAGCACAUUGCGAGGCUACUUGGUCUGUGCCGUGACACGGAUCCACACUAUGUCAUCUCAGAAUACACUGAUUGGGGUGAUCUGAAACAGCUUCUUCUGGCGACGACUGCGGCCACCUCUGGAAGCAAACGGGACGUGAAAGGCCUGCCUCCGCCGCUGACCAUGGCCCAGCUGGUGCAGUUGGCAUUACAGAUUUUGCGGGGAAUGGACCACUUGGCCAGCCAGCGGCUGACACACAAGGACCUGGCAGCCAGGAACAUUCUCAUCACCUCCACUCACACGGUGAAAAUCGCUUCCAUCGGCCUGUGCAAGGACACUUACAGCCAUGAGUACAUCAAACAUCACGAUAUUUUGAAACCUGUGCGGUGGAUGCCCUACGAGGCAGUCUUCGAAGACGACUUCUCCACCAAAAGCGACGUGUGGUCGUUCGCAGUCCUCUUCUGGGAGAUGGUGCACGCCGGCGAGACGCCUCAGGCAAAACACCCUGACGAGGCCGUGGUCAGUCUGCUGAACAAACGGGAGCUGCAGUGGCGACCCCCGAAGGCGGCCCCCGAACCCCUCCAAGUAAUCCUCAGGGCGUGCUGGUCAGACAGCCCCAGAGACCGUCCCUCGUUUGCAGAACUCGUACACGCCUUUGAGGCUGUUUGUGUUGACAGUCAGAUCUAGUUCUCUCCGGUGUUUGUAUAAUUUAAUUGUGCACACGUUAGGCUGAUUAAUGUUAACACACAUGCGACUCCGGCGGAUUGAUUGUGUUGUAUUCCUGAAUAUUGCAUUCUUACCUAGAGAGAAAAGGGAGUGAUUGCAAAUUUACCCCCUUUUGGUAUUAACUAUAUUCACUCUGUCUCAAGUGACUUCCAUAUUGGAAAUGUCCCAGACUUUUGGCCUUUUGUGAUCUCAUCCAUUAUAUUAUAUAUUACUAAUCGUUAAAGUGCAGCUAUAAUAAUAUACUGUUUAAGACUCGUCUUCAAAAUUAAAAUCUUUAAAUAGAGAUGAAAAAUCUAGAUAUAUAAAUGUGCUUAUCUGGGCAUGCCAUCCCAUUUUCAUAACUCUUACAAAUUGAGGCACUUAACUGUUAUAUAAAAAUUAACAUUUGGAAAGUUUAUUCCCGCCUUGAUCAAUGACUUAAAUUGUCAAUUAUCUUUGCAUUUCACUUCAUCAUACUGCAUCAAUCUUGAUUUUCGUUUUCUUGGGACCAUGCAUUUACAUUUUCUAUAAAAUUAUCGAAAAAUGACUGAAUUGUGUGCUACUAUUAUUUUUGGAACGAAUGCCGAAUUAGUUUUCUAGUUAAAAAUGUGCGCUGAAAACAGUUUUAAUGUUUGUGAUAACAUUGUCCCUGUAAAUAUCGAUUGAUUAUCUUAAAUCUGCAUUUAUGCAGACACGCAGUUUCUUUGUAACGAAUUUGAAUCACUUUUUUGUGGCAGUAUUUCUUGAUAACCGCAGCCGAUACUUCAGUAUUCAAAUGAACUAUGUGAGUGAAAUUAAAUCAUGCGUAGUGAAUCCAUUGAAUCCUUUUAUAUUUUUAUACACAUUGAACUGCCCAAGCAUAAAAAGUUGAUUUUAUCUAGUCAGAAUUUCCAACACAUUUGAACCU